Messenger RNA from Perkinsus marinus ATCC 50983, 1009 nucleotides. RefSeq lists its product as hypothetical. Gene Ontology annotation, cellular component: cytosol. The coding region runs from base 39 to 590 and encodes 183 amino acids. Gene Ontology annotation, biological process: ubiquitin-dependent protein catabolic process. Lineage: Eukaryota; Perkinsozoa; Perkinsida; Perkinsidae. The transcript is spliced from 5 exons. Gene Ontology annotation, molecular function: zinc ion binding; DNA binding; polyubiquitin modification-dependent protein binding. The record is from RefSeq and is a predicted model, not a curated record.
CUCAAGUUUGUACCCUUUUAACAGACAUAUCAGUGAGUAUGUCAUCCACUCCGGAGAACAAGACAAUAACACUCCACUUCAAGCUUACAGGCGGGAAACCCUUUGUAUUGGAAGAUGUCAGGUCGGAUAUUACUGUAGCAGAGCUCAAGCGUCUAGCUUCUCAAUCUGAACAUUGCUCAAUACCAGCGGUUCAGAUGAAGAUAUUCUACAAAGGUAAGCAUUUGCAGGACGAUGAUACCUUAUCUACAAGGAAAAUUGUGACUGGGAGCACAUUGUUACUGAUCAAAGGCCCCAAGCCGGCCAAUAGUGAUGAUGUUAACAUGGAAGUGGCUCAAGAGGCGUCCACAUCGUCGUCAACUAUAGCAGCCGCAGCAACAGGUGCUGCACCCGUACCAUGCCAGGGCGGGUGUGGAUUCUUCGGCAAUCCUGAUACCAACAAUUACUGUUCCAAGUGCUGGAAAGAUCUGAAGGAAAAGGAAGAGAAAGAGAAGGAAGAAGCGGAAGAGAAGGCUCGUCUAGAGGCCGAAAAAGUUGAUGAAUUGGUAGAGGCAAGUGACGACCGGCCAGUGCAGAGUGAUGUUAAUCGGUAAGGGCAAGGAGGGAGCCGCUGGCGACUUAGCUAUGGUUUAUGAGUUGUAUGGGUCACGAACAGCAUACACCACCCUGGUAUCACGCAGUUCUUGAGCUCGAGUAUUCCAUCAGGUGCUGGACAUGCGGGAAACGCAUCGGUCUCACUGGUGUUAGAUGCCGCUGCGGUUAUUAUUUCUGCUCAACACACAGGUAGUAUUAAAUACACUCACUUGAGACAGUGGAGUGGCCUCUGCAUGAACAGAUAUGCGGAAGCUCAUCAAUGCGAUUAUGAUUACAAGACUAACGAGCGUCGAAAAUUGGCAAAGGCAAAUCCUGUUGUCAUGGCAGAUAAAUUGGAUGAUAAAGCUUGAGCCCUGAAUGUAUUAUCUGUCUCAUAUCACUAACAGCUUGAAGUUUUUUUCUGGCUGUUGGCACUAGU